UUUUAAGUGAGUGAGAGUAAAUAUAGAGCAGUAUAGGAUGCAAGAGCAAUACAACAGUGCAGAUGAUCAGUGUGCAAGUAUGGCAGUGCAAGUAUUUUAGCCUUUUAUUUUUCCAAUACUCCAAUAUUAUCCAAUAUUGUGUUGAAAAAGUCUAAAAAAACACAAAGUUUUUCCAUAAUUUUCCAAAUCUAAAAAUCUCUAAUGGCAUCAAAAACCUUCUAACCUCUAAGCUAUUUUAUUUUAACCUCUACGCUGAGACGCGCUACCUUUUCUCCGUUUUCCGGUGACGCAAUUUCCGUGAGCACCGAACGGUUUAAACGCUCGAGCCACCUUCGCAUUACGCGCCAAUGAUACGACCUACACAGUUUGCACGUGCCGUUUCGGCUGUGUUUGUAAUCAUCUUUAAUAAUGGCGCAGAAGAAGAAGAAGACCGACGUAGACGUUUUGGGCGAAAUCAGGUGGACCAGUGACGUCGAAGUAGAAGAUUCCUCGGACAGCUGCGUCGAAAUGGAAGAAGAGGAGGAUGAAGACUUUCUUCUAAGGAGGGACCCCGUUUAUGACCAGGAGGACCCAGAACUAUCACGAUCUUCUUCGAGUGACAAUGAUGCAGAAGAAGAAGAAGAUGGGUGUAAGCCGUCCUCAGAGCCUGUGAAACGCCAGGUAGCUUCUGCCUCAAAACGUAGGAGCAGCUCAUCCGCAAAUGUCACACAAGUGAAGAAAUGUCAGGAUGUCUCGAGGCGGGCGGGUCAGGCGACCUCAACUCAUGGAAAUGAAGACAAGAACAUGUGGCACUCUCCUGAUGAACCUGAUACAGAUCCACAAGCCCCUAAGUUCGCUCCGAAGCAUCCUCCAGGACCCCAGAUUGAUGCCACAAAGUCUUGGUCGCCACUGAACCUGUUCAAACUGUUUUUCAGUACAAGCACCAUCCGGACCAUAAUCCAAAACACAAAUAUGAAAGCAAAAAGGACAAUUGCAGCAGGGAAAAAAUUCAAGUGGAUACCCCUCACAGUUGACAACUUCUACAUCUUUUUGAGUAUCAUAAUUUUUACUGGGUUAGUACAGGUCCCCUCCAGAACAGACCUCUGGAGAACAAAGUGGCCUUACAACUUCAACUUUCCACGCCAGUGCAUGAGCCGUGACAAGUUUGAGGCCAUCUUCUGGUCUAUUCAUCUGUCUAACAUCAAAGAAGACGACAAAAACCAGAAGAAGAAAGGAACACCUCAAUAUGACAGACUGUUCAAAAUUAGGCCCCUAUAUGAUGAAAUCAAGACUGCAUGUAGGUCUGUCUUCCAACCGGGCAGGGAGAUAUGUGUUGAUGAGCGCGUUGUGGCGAGCAAGGCCAGACUAGGAUUGCGUCAGCACAUGGACAAGCACCAGUUAGGAUACAAACUUUUUGUUUUAGCAGAUUCUAACUGUGGCUACACGUGGAACUUCUUCAUUUAUGACGGAAAGACUGAAAGAGUUCAACAGGAGGGCCUCAGCUUCACCUCUGUCAUGGACUUAAUGGAAUUUAAACUUAUUGGCAAAGGUUAUCACCUCUACGUAGAUAGUUUCUACACCAGCCCCAGCCUGUUUCACAAACUGUCAGCCAACCACACCGGCGCUUGUGGAACCAUUCGGCAGACGCGUGUUGGUUUUCCAAAAACAACAAGGAACAAUCUUCCCAAAUCUGCUGAGAGAGGAGACAUGAGGUGGCUCCGCAAAGAUGGACUGCUCUUUCUGAAAUGGAAGGGUGCCAAGGAGGUGACUGUGUGCAGCACCUUUCACAAGGCCUACAGCGGAGACACGAUGCGGAGGAGAGUGAAGGAGGGGGGCCAGUGGAUCUUCAAGAAUAUUGCUGUUCCCGAUGCUGUGAGGGAUUGUAAUAAGUUCAUGGGAGGAGUGGGGUUAUCAGAUGCCCUCAUCCAAUACUAUUCAGUCAAAGGAAAAACGAUGAAAUGGUACAAGACUUUUUUUUAUCAUUUCCUUGACAUCGCUGUGGUCAACUCGUACAUCCUCUUCAAGAUGUUGGCCGUCGGAAGAGGAGAGGCUCCGAUGUUACAGAGGAAGUUCAGGGAGGUCCUCAUGCAAGAACUCAUUGACGAGUCUCGAGCUGUUGCUGCUGCAGCUGCUCCAAAACCCAGCCCAUCAAACAUGUGCUUGCCUGCCUACUAUGGCUCAACGGCCACUGACCACAGAAGACAGUGUGUCCUCUGCAAGGCGGAGGGGAAAAUAACUAAGACUCCAGUCUACUGUAGCAAGUGCAAUGUUGCCCUGUGCUUCGUUAGCGACAGAAAUUGUUUCAAAGACUUUCAUUUGAAGGUGUAGGGUCACAACCCUGACCAACUCCACUGUCUGAGGCAGCCUAUCAUCAGCGACCAGAUCUGCAGGAACGCUUACCCCCACCUCUUCACCGACAGCAUGGUGUGCUCUGGAUUCAUGCAUGGAGGAGCCAGCAGCUGCCAGGCGAGGAGCUCGGUCUGCUGUUGAACGUAAAACAAUAAUGAAACAAAAAAAGGUACAAAACAUGAGUUCAUCUAUGAGCCAAAGACAACCAAGCAGUGAUUUAUCAGUUAAUUAUAGCCACAUUGAGUUGAAGUUGUUCCUAUUGUAGAAUUUAGUAGUUUUAUGAAAUAGAGGAGCUGAUGUAUUACAAUAUUAUGACAAAAUGUAGCUGUGACUUGAGUUUUGAACAAAUUAUGCUGUUUUUGAGCUGUUGGCUGAUUAAAACUAGCAAAAAGCAGUGACGCAUACUUAUCUCAGUUUAUCGCAGUUUUCUUUUAUCCAAGCUAAAUGUUGUUGUAGAAUAAUUAAGAAUGGAGUAUAGUAGUAUGCUGAUGGACUAAAAUAAAAGAAAAAAAGAGUAACUUAUGGGUUAAUCAAGAUAAGUUUCAUACUGGUGGAUGGCUUUAUUGCUUUAGAGAAGUACCGUAAUGAUCAAUCUCCAACUGAAACAUUCACUUUAGUUCACUAAACGGUUCCUGAAAACUGCUUUUCAUUAUUACUUCACCCUCCCUGAUCUUUUCCAUUGCAUUUUUGCACCACAGUGACCAUGUUAAAAUUGCAUUCAUUUUGGCCAGGUUUUGCAUAGUAAUUGUUCUUUGUCUUUAUGCCUUUAAAUAAAAUAAAGCAAUCAGUCUCCUUUAA
Messenger RNA from Girardinichthys multiradiatus, 3126 nucleotides. Its product is annotated as piggyBac transposable element-derived protein 4-like. Bases 409 to 2307 code for a protein of 632 amino acids. The transcript is spliced from 4 exons. Lineage: Eukaryota; Metazoa; Chordata; Actinopteri; Cyprinodontiformes; Goodeidae. The record is from RefSeq and is a predicted model, not a curated record.